This is a messenger RNA of Nicotiana tabacum (common tobacco), 462 nucleotides long. RefSeq lists its product as uncharacterized. The record is from RefSeq and is a predicted model, not a curated record. Lineage: Eukaryota; Viridiplantae; Streptophyta; Magnoliopsida; Solanales; Solanaceae.
AUGAGCAGAGGUAUCGACAACAACAAUAGGAGGAAGAAGAAGGCGGAAGACGACGAGGUUGAAGAGCUGUUGCGGGAGGCAGAGGAUGACGUAUUCCUCAAGCUCAGCCUCAAUUCCCAUAUGGCUCGUGGUUCUUCCACCCAAUUCAUCAAUCCAGAUCUCGAUCAACGUUUACGUGCCCUCAAAUCCAAGCAAACCCCCAAAACCAAAAACCCUAUUCCCCAACAACCAUGUUCAACCUCUACAGCUUCCGAUGUUAACUUGUUUCCCAGAUUUGCAGCUCUCAAAAGCUCCUUUCCCGCUUAUUCUUCUUCGGCUAACCAACAGGUUGCGGAGGAGAAUGAAGAGGAUGACGAUGAAGUUGAGAAGGUGAUUAAGUGGGCCAUUGAUGCUGCUAGGCUUGACCCUUCACCUCCCUCUGAGACUAAUGAAGAUGAAAAUAGUGAGGAUGAUGUCAGCUAA